AUGAAACUGGUGCUAACUCUGUUGGCGCUACUCCCGCUGGCGCUGGCCGCCAAGUCGCUCAAGUCCGUGAUCGUGACCUUCCCCGAAGGCACGCCGAAUUCGGUGAUCACGCAGGCCAAAGACUCGCUGGUGGCUUCGGGUGGCAUUAUCACUCACGAAUACCACCUCCUCAAAGGCUUUGCGGCCGAGGCUCCCGUGAAGGCUCUCGAGACCCUGUCCACGCAGGACAGCGAGUACAAUCCCAAUAUCGAGGAGGACAAGGUGGUGUCCAUCGAUGGAGACUACGAGGUUCUCGGCAAUAUGUCGGAACACACAGUAACCAAGGUUCUACUGGAAUGGAUCAACAGCUUCUCCCUGGGCAGGACCCUCCGAGCCACGGAUGAAUUGACCGACGGCAUCAUCCUGUGGGAAAUCCUGCAGGACAUCGAUCCCCAGUAUUUCCUCGACGAGAUCCCCGAACGCACCCCCGCCGACCACUGGGUGGCCAAGUGGCAGAAUCUCAAGCACAUCCACAAGCUGCUACUCAGCUACAUCCGCCACCAGAACGAUGAUACCCUGCCCACCGGUCUCGAUCCGUCGCCCGAUCUCGAAGCUGUCGCCGAGAAAGCCGCUCCCAAGGAGACCAACAAGUUGUUGAAACUCCUCCUGAUCGCGGCGAUCAGCUCGCCCAACGCGGGAACCUAUGUGCAGACGCUUCAGGAGCUGAGCACCUCCACCCAGGAGGGCCUCAAGGAUAUCAUCGAGGAGGCGCAUAAUGGCCAGCACGAGCCCCUGGACUCCGCCGACGAGCUGAAAGAGGAACUGGCCAAAGCAGACCGCCCAGACUUGGAACUGCAGUUUGAGGAACGCGUCGGCAAGGUGAUUGCGGAGAAUGAUCGCCUCACACACGAAAAGAAGGAGUUGGAGAAGGCGUUAGAGGACCUGCACAAUCGUCUGGCGCGUCUGCAAGAGAACAACGACACCCUGCAGAACCGCCUCGCGUCGACCGAGGAUCGGUUGGUGACACUCAAGUCCGGAAAGGGCGAGGGAUUCAACGCAAAGGCGCUGGAGAGCAAAACUCGCCAACAGGAUGACCUGAUCGCGUCCCAGGAAGCGAAACUGUCUGCUGCCAAUGAUGAACUCGACAGUCUCCGGAUGACCGUCGAGUCUUUGCGCGUCAAGAACCAACGCUACCAAAAGCUGCAGGAUGACUACGACGAGCUCCGCACCGAGAGAGAUCAGCUCGCGCGCAAGGCCAACGCGGCCGAGAAGUACCGCCAGAAGCUUCAGGCGAGCCAGGACUUCGAGAAGGAGAACCAGACCCUCAAGAACCAGAUCAAAGAUUUGCAGCAGCAGCUAAAGGAAUCGGACUCGUCACAACGAUGGUCUUCGGAGCGUAAUGUGGAGCUCGAAGAGUACCGAAAGCUUCUGCCACAACUGGAGCAGGACACCAACGAGAUCCAGCAUCAGAAGAAACAGCUCGAGUUCAACAACCACGCCCUUACGGAACGGCUUCAGAGUGCGGCUGAAGAGAAUGAAAGGAAUGACGCUCUGAUCAGCGAGCUGCGCGAGCGUCUGCGGGAGCUCGAGGGGUCAGGCAGUCCAUCUCCCGGGUCUGGGACGCCGAAGAAGCACACAUUGCAUAAUGAUUUCGAGGCCCUCGGUGUCAAGGAAUCCCAGCUCAAAUCCGAAAAUGAAGAAUUGAGACGCGAAAUGGAGUCCUUGAAGGCCCCGUCAACCACUGCAGAGCCGGCGCCUCAAUUUGAAGGCUUCUCCGAGGGCUUCAACGCGUCCGUGCACCUUGCGCGUGAAAAUUCCACUCAAGGCGAGGAGUACUGGAAGCUUUACGAGACCUAUACCGGGUCCCUCAAGAAGAUUGCAGAAGUGCAGGACCUUCUGGAUAAAACCAAAACGGACCUUUCCAAUGCACAGGCUGAAAUUCGCAUUGUCAACGUCGAGAAAAUUGAUAUGCUCCAUGAGCUCGAAGAACACAAUUCAGCCGAGCUAACCAAGCUCCGUGGUGACUGGGAAAGUCUCACGCAGAACAUUCACAAUUUGGAGGGCGAAGUAGAUGCCAGCCAGACGCUUGUCCGCGAAAUGGCCGCCGAACGGGAGGAGUUGCGCAAGAUGCUUGACAACAAGCAAACCGAGAUCAGCUCUGAGGAUCAGGAGGUGAUGAAUGAAAUGCAGAUGCUGCUGGGCGAAUUCGAGACCCACAACAAUGAGGGUGAAACGCCUCAGAAAUCGAGUUUCGAGCUUCUCAAACAGUGCGCUGGAGUCCUGGAGAAGAAUAUUGAGCGGCUCGCCCAACGCGCAGAGUAUAUUCAACAACAAAAUGAACUCAUCAAGUCACUUCAUGAGCGCAUGAAGAAUUACGAGGAGAACCUGGAUGACGGCAUUUUCAAAGAGCGCGAGCUUGAGCUCCAAAAGAUCAUCGAUGACCAGGCCCGAGAACUCAGCCUCGUGGGCUCCGCCUGGUAUCAUCUACAAAGCCGGUGGCAGAGCAACAACAACACGGUGUCUCGCUACCGACACGGAGCCUCGAUGGCGGAGGCGCAGAAGGGCUGGCUAGCCAAGCAGCGAACUGCAGUUGCCGGUCAGUAG
Messenger RNA from Penicillium lagena, 2583 nucleotides. RefSeq names its product putative microtubule binding protein HOOK3. The coding region runs from base 1 to 2583 and encodes 860 amino acids. Lineage: Eukaryota; Fungi; Ascomycota; Eurotiomycetes; Eurotiales; Aspergillaceae. The transcript has 10 exons. Gene Ontology annotation, biological process: cytoplasmic microtubule organization; cytoskeleton-dependent intracellular transport. Gene Ontology annotation, molecular function: dynein light intermediate chain binding; microtubule binding. Gene Ontology annotation, cellular component: cytoplasm; centrosome. The record is from RefSeq and is a predicted model, not a curated record.